Mizuhopecten yessoensis (Yesso scallop) is the source of this 2510-nucleotide messenger RNA. RefSeq names its product chondroadherin-like. The record is from RefSeq and is a predicted model, not a curated record. Gene Ontology annotation, molecular function: protein binding. Bases 130 to 1569 code for a protein of 479 amino acids. The transcript is spliced from 3 exons. Gene Ontology annotation, cellular component: extracellular matrix. NCBI's taxonomy places the organism in Eukaryota, Metazoa, Mollusca, Bivalvia, Pectinida, Pectinidae.
AGAAAACAUCUGUUAUAUUUCUGCCCAACAUUUAAACGAAAUGUUUUGAUCUAUCGAGUCAUUUAUCAGAGAGCACUUUGUCGUUAAGCAUAGAACUGUCGUCGGAUAUCGCCACCUGGACAACCCAACAUGUUUGUGAUCUGGGUGUGUGUUGUGGGCCUCUCCUUAGUCGGCCGAUCCCAUCAGCAGUCUGCUCACUGUCUGCCUACGGAAUACUCCAGUCACAAUUGUUCCUGUAUAGCCAAUGACGUUCUCUGCCAGGGAAUCGUGUCACUAGCACCAGUCGCUAAUCCUCUCCGCCUCAAUUCACUCAGCAUUUACGACAGCCCGAACCUGCAGUUACCAAAUAAUACGUUCAAUCGCCUCACUCUAUCAAGGCUGAGCCUGGCUAACAAUCGUCUAUUUAAUCAUGAUUUUGAACUUAACACGUUUGCAGGCCUGACUGUUCAGGACUUAGAUCUAAGUAACAAUAUGCUUACUAAGAUCCCUGAAGCCGUUACCAACGUGGCCAAUAUCAGAGGAUUGAGUGUAUCUGGUAACCCUAUUGAAAACUUCCGCAAUGAAGAUCGCAUAAUGAAGAAAAUCGGAGAUACUCUUCUCCGCUUUUCGUUUGGAGAUGAUGACUUCGAUCCUAAUUGGCCGACAGAGUUGAAGCACUUCCCACGUCUCGAAGAACUGAAUGUAACUAGAGGGGGCUUUUCGUUGAUGCCUAUAUGGGCAUUUUAUGGUUUUGAGAGGACACUUAAAAAGCUUUUAAUCGAAAAUACUAAUUUGAAAUCGGUGCCCCUUGCUUUUGGAAGGCUGAACUACAUGACAGAGCUGCGCUUCGACCACAACCAAGAGGUGGGCGACUUCGGGAUGAACGUACCUCUGGUUCAUGGUAUACUUACACAUAUUGGUCUGAUAACGCUGAAAGAUGAUAACAUAACAACUUUCCCUCAAAUCCUAGGCAAGUUCGAUAACCUCACUAAGCUUGAAAUGGGUCAAAAUGCAUUGAAAUUUGUCAGCGAUCAAUCAGCUAAUGCCAUCAAACGCGUCACAAGUCUGAGUCUGCGCAAUUCAAGCAUUUCGCGUAUUCCUGGCGCACUACAAGAUAUGAAAACUCUGAAGGAUAUCGAUCUGUCUUUUAACGGUAUACACAGCAUUCAGCGGCAAGACUUGGAAAACUUAACGAGUCUUGAGACUCUUAAUUUGAAUGAUAAUCCUUUACAGUAUGUCUCGGACCAUGCGUUCCAGAAGUCGAUAAAAUUAACCAGAGUGGAGUUUCGUAACACCCAACUAACGAAUGUGCCCUGUGCCAUUAAGAAUCUUUGUCUGAGAGCUAUGAACAUCACCGUCGACUUGACAGGCAAUAAGAUCGAGUGCACGUGCUCGCUUCAGUGGCUGUAUAAGUGGGGGAGUCAUGACAUAACCAGUAACCGUAACCAGCAUCUUAGUGUCCUUGGAAACUGUUUGACCAUCGACAGCACCAUUCAAGAUUACUUUGAUAAAACUCUGAAGGAUUGUCCGGAUUCCUACCUUUGCAACGACAUCCAAGUGAAUUCGAAUCCUGACUGUGGUGUGAUGUAAAAGGAUAUAUUGGACUGUCGGCUAAGUAAACUGCCAGCUGAUUUCAAAUGUAUCACAAUCAAUGACCAGGUGUUUUUUACGACAAGCUCAUAGCAAAUAUUGAUUUAUCUGAAGGGAAUUUACAUUUAAACGUUAUUGAUUCCUGGGAAUGUAUAAGCCAAUCAACAAGACAAUUUUUUCGUUUGUCCUUCAGAACAUUUUUUCAGUUUCAUAGUUAUUCCUGGGACUUUUCAUUAAGGAAUGUCAAGGUUUGGACACUGUGUUCAUCCUCUUUACAUUCUUUUUAAAUUUGUUUACUUUUCACUGUAAAUCUCAAUUAAUUAAUCUUUUAAGGAUUUAUGCUUUUUUGCAAAGUAUACAUAUUGUCAGAGUAAUCUCCCUUAGAAUGUGAGCUUACUUACUUACUUACUAUCUUAACAUAUCGUUUUGAAAGUUGUCUCUUUUCAUUCUUUGAGAUUGAAUCAAUUAUGUGUAAUUAUAUAGAUUUUAAAACAUUUUAAAAUUAAAUAUUUUACAGGUGUUAUUUUGUUAAACGGCUUUGAAAUAAGUGCAUAUGAUAUAGGUAGGUAUCAUGUAAUAGUUACAAAGUCAAAUAAUGUCUAUAGAUCUGUAAAAAGCUUUCAUUGGAAUCAUACGUCUAACGAAAUUAUGGACAUGUGCUUGGGAUAAGGUAAAGUAAGUCAGUAUAUCGUCGGAAUAACAAGGUUACAGUUAAGGAUAUAUCAUCACUGCCGUUAUGUAUUUGAUCACUCUUUGAUUAUUUAAAUUUACAACGAAAAUAGCUAAUGAAUCAAAUUAAGCAAUUGUAACAUUUGAGUUCAAUUGAUUUCAUAGCUAUCCCAUACACGCCAUAAUCUAACAUGUAUUCAUUUUUUAAUUGUAAAUAUGAUAGGCUCUGGAUUGUAUUUUUUUUUAAAUAAAAUAUUUCGAAGUACAAAUUU